AUGGAGGAGGAUGUUUUUGUGCCCGACGGCGCUGAGAAAGCCCCCCGCGCUCUGAUGGCCCCCAAAGUUAUCCUCUUCGCGGUUGACGCCAACACUUUUGCUUCCUUGGCGUUACUGAACCAACAAUGGAGGCGGAUAUCGGAUUCAGCUUCGUUGUAUGCGUAUCAUUUGUUGCGCUGUCCAGCAUUCUCUUCGACCACAGCACCUGUCACGGAACCCAUUGAUGCCGACAACCUCAUAGACGUCAAACGCCAGUUCCUGACAGAGGUUCGCCGCAAUGCAUUUGAUGUCUUUUUGCGUCCCCACAAGACGCUGGUGAAAUUGAUAUCCAGUUCCAUGAGUUCGGCCACGGCGUUCCCGCAGGGCGAAGUCUUUCGAUUCUCAUUCUCGGGAAACGGUCAGCUGGUUCUUUGUAUCAGCUCUUCCCGAAUCGUUGUCCUUGAUGUCGGGAGUGACCCAGUAGUGGUGAAGCAUGAGCUCAAGACUCGAAGGCGGGCCCUGGGUGCCACUAUCCGUGACGACGGCUUAAUGGUUGCCGUGUUGUCGUCCAUGCACCAAGUCAACAUUUACCAACUCAGCAAUGAUGAAGCCAAACACAUACAAUCUAUUACGCUGAAUGAUGCUCCACGGGACCUGACGUUCUCUCCAACAGGCAGUGUGCUUGCCUUGGCCUUUGAAGACAAUAUCGAAGUGUAUGCAGUGGGAUCAGAAGUUCUUUCUACAGAACGUCGAGCUGCGCGCUGCCUUCGCGUUGAUUCGAUCACUUUCUCUUCGGAUGGCUCGAUGCUUCUUGGAUCACCUAGUGAUGGCGAGCGAGAGGGCAUUAUCGCAAUUACCGCGCCAUUCUAUACGGAACCUGGAGUGGAGGCGUCUCCAGAGGAAGUCCACAUGCGGAUGUGGACGACUCAGAUCCUCUUCCCCGAAACGACCGAUGGGUUUUCUCAUGCCUGUCUUAUUUCUGCUCACGACGAAGGAGACGAUAGUUGGAUUUUAGGAUACGACAACCAGUUGGCAACAUUCAGAGCAAUCCGGAUGAGCGAUAUCGAUGCAGGCACCGUAUAUUUUGCGAGUCCAUUUUGGGACGACGAAACCCGGGAACAGCAACCCAGUAUGCUGCCAACUACGGAUAUUGACGGCGAACUUGUUGUUCUGGGAUUCCAGGACUCUGGUUUGUGGCUUUACGGGAUUCCAGGGCGAUUGAAUGUUGCUCCGACAUCAGGGUCUUACAAUGGGAUCAGAGGCUCUCAGUUAUGUGGUGACCACCAUCUUGGACCCCAUGCCUCUGUGCCUCGUGAUAAUGUGGCGCAGCUUCAAAAAAUCAUCAGGCAACCAAAGGUUCUCGUCCGUGGUCGCCAGGUGACCGACAUGCACGGGAUCACCUCGGCGUGCUGGGUGCGAAGCAACUCCUCAACUCCCAAUUCAAGCAAAAGCAGUCGACGACUUGUAGCUGUGGCGCCCGGCGGCGUGCUCCCGCAGAACUUUGGAGAGGAAGAUAUCCCUGUCGACGGAGGAAGAGUCCUCCUCCUGGAUUUUGAGAGAUCUACACGCAACGGCGAAACGGUUGAGUUGGACAUUGAAGUCGGAGAGACUGCGCCGAAGAUACUCGUGGAGCCGAGCUCUUCUAUGGAUGCUGAGGUUGAACUGGAAAGAAGGCGAACUCGCAUAUACCGUCCGGAUACCCAUCCAGCGCUAGCAACUCUUGGACAGCGUCCGUCACGUCCUCCUAUCCCCCGCGAAACCCGCCGCACUGCAAGUCAAUCAGCACUAGCUCAGAUUCGUCCAAACAGCAUGGCGGUCCCAACGUCGCAGCACGUGGUGAACAAUGUUGACAUUCCCGAUAUUCCAUAUGACAAUACUCAACCUCGCUCUCAAGACACACUUCAUCGUGCUGCUACCGCGGCAGCAUCAACACGCGGCCGAUAUAAUCCACAAUAUCGAACCACUUCGCGCCGUCGAUAUCUACCUCAUGAAAGUGAUGCCGACAACUGGAUCCCUCCACCCCCUCCUUAUUCACGCAAGGCCGACACCCCUCUGCCAGAGGGUCUGCGUCAAACUCUUCUUCCGAGUAACCCAGCAGCUGCUCCAAUCGCGGGUGAGGCUUCCAGCGGCAAUCGGCUCGCCAACAACGAGGAGCCUGCCAGUAAUGAUGAGCCUGCCAGCAACGAUACCCCCCAACCAGUUACAAGAACACGGAGCACUCGUCAACGCCAACGCCCUCAGUCAAUCGCCAUCUUGCAGAGACUAGGCACAAUCACCGGCUCAAGACUAGGUGGGCGAAGCAAAAGGAAUUCCACGGUCAUUGCCGUCGAUCAAUACCCGGAGCCUGUUCAGGCACCGUCAAUGGAGCCCUCAGAGUCAGCCUCUCAAGUAGGCCAUCGUCCUCAGCAGCCCAUGGUCGCUCUGAACGGUGUCACGCAGUCACCCGACCAGCAGCUGUUUUCGUCAUCAAACCAACCGGUUGGCAUCAACGCAGUUCGACCACCUACGGCCAACGCACAGCCGCCGGAAUUCCAAUUUCCAGUGAACACUUUGGGCGAAACUUACCGCCACCCUUACGCUUCCUCUUCGCCAAAUCUUGUACACAGUCCCCAAAACGCUGGUCGCGUACAAACUACUCCUUAUGGGUCGAACUUCCAAGCUUCUCGACAACCAAUGUCGACGCGCAGGCGAGUACUCACCGAACCAGGCCGUUCGGCGCCACCGCAGAGCGAGGAAUGGCGACGACGCAUUGAAGAUUGGAAUGAACAUACCAUAAAGGAAAGGAACCGGUUGAACCGGCGAACGAAAAUGUGUAUUGUGAUGUAG
Molecule: messenger RNA, 2805 nt
Organism: Penicillium lagena
Lineage: Eukaryota; Fungi; Ascomycota; Eurotiomycetes; Eurotiales; Aspergillaceae
Product: F-box domain protein
Exons: 2
Coding region: 1-2805 (934 amino acids)
Molecular function (GO): protein binding
Source: RefSeq, a predicted model, not a curated record